AGAUGUUGACAAAGGCAAAGGUGAUCUCAGAAACAUUAUUGGAGUUAUUCUUCAGAAAAAUGACGAAUCAAUAUUGCAGAUCAGAAUUCGGCAUUUGCAAUCAAACUUUUUUAGAGGUAGCAGAUGUAAACCAAGGCUCUGAAAUAUCGUUAAGGACUGCAGCUACGAAACAUUCAGUUGGAUCAGGCCAAGGUUUUGUGAGAUGCAGCUGCUACAAAAACUGUUCCACAAACAGAUGCCAGUGCAAGAAGGCACUCAUACUCUGCAAUUCUAAGUGCCACCAAAGUAAACCAUGUAAAAAUAAAUAACAAUUUUAAUAAUUGAGAUAUGAUUAUUGCUUCUAUUAAAAAACACUUAUUAUUUGUUAAAGUAUGAUUGUUUGUAUUACCAAUUAUCCAUAAUUUUUAACGACGAAUCAUUAUGGUUUUAAUAAAAAUGAUUUUUUUUCAAUUA
Messenger RNA from Melitaea cinxia (Glanville fritillary), 453 nucleotides. RefSeq lists its product as uncharacterized. Bases 3 to 308 code for a protein of 101 amino acids. The record is from RefSeq and is a predicted model, not a curated record. The transcript is spliced from 2 exons. NCBI's taxonomy places the organism in Eukaryota, Metazoa, Arthropoda, Insecta, Lepidoptera, Nymphalidae.